Messenger RNA from Motacilla alba alba, 1513 nucleotides. It is a transcript of the gene HS3ST6, whose product is annotated as heparan sulfate-glucosamine 3-sulfotransferase 6. NCBI's taxonomy places the organism in Eukaryota, Metazoa, Chordata, Aves, Passeriformes, Motacillidae. Bases 58 to 1038 code for a protein of 326 amino acids. The record is from RefSeq and is a predicted model, not a curated record. Gene Ontology annotation, molecular function: [heparan sulfate]-glucosamine 3-sulfotransferase activity. The transcript is spliced from 2 exons.
GCGCGGGGCCGGGCGGGGGGCGCGGCGGCGGCGGCGGUGCGGGAUGCGCGGCCCCCGAUGGGAUGUAGCGGGCGGCUGCUGGGACCCGCCGGGGGCCGCCGCGCCUCGCUGCUCCUCACCAUGAUCCUCUUCUUCACCUACUUCUUCUCCUGCCUGCCCGGGCCCUGCGAGCCGCUGCCGCCCGCGCUGCUGCCGCCGCCGCCCGCCGCGCUGCCCGCGGGCCCGGGGGAGGCGCCGGGGGGCUCGGGGGGCUCGGGGGGCGGCAGCCGCCGCUUCCCCCAGGCCAUCAUCGUGGGCGUGAAGAAGGGCGGGACGCGGGCGCUGCUCGAGUUCCUGCGGGCGCACCCCGGGGUGCGGGCGGUGGGCGCCGAACCCCAUUUCUUCGACAGGUGCUACGAGAAGGGGCUGCGCUGGUACAGGAGCCUGAUGCCACGGACCCUGGAGGGCCAGAUCACCAUGGAGAAGACCCCCAGCUACUUUGUGACCAAGGAGGCCCCGCGGCGCAUCCACAACAUGUCGCGGGACACGAAGCUGAUCGUGGUGGUGAGGAACCCGGUGACCCGCGCCAUCUCGGACUACACGCAGACCCUCUCCAAAAACCCCUCCAUCCCCAGCUUCCAGGCCCUGGCCUUCAAAAACCUCAGCACGGGACUGAUCGACACGAGCUGGAGCGCGGUGAGGAUCGGCAUCUACGCCAAGCACCUGGAGAACUGGCUGCAGUUCUUCCCGCUCUCCAAGUUCCUCUUCGUCAGCGGGGAGAGGCUGGUCAGCGACCCUGCCGGGGAGAUGGGCCGUGUCCAGGACUUCCUGGGGCUCCAGAGGCUGGUGACGGACAGGCAUUUCUACUUUAACCAGACCAAGGGCUUUCCCUGCCUGAAGAAGCCGGAGGGGGGGAGCAAACCCCGCUGCCUGGGGAAAUCCAAGGGCAGGCCGCACCCCAGAAUCGACGGGCAGGUGGUGCAGCGCCUGCGGGAGUUCUACAGACCCUUCAACAUGAAGUUCUACCAGAUGACAGGGCAGGAUUUUGGGUGGGACUGAGCCCAUCCCCAGGGCACGCUGCCGGGCUGGCACCUGGGCUGCCAGGACUGUGGCCCAGGGAUGCCCGUGGUCAUCACGGUCCAGGGAUGCCCAUGGUCACUGUGGUCCAGGCAUGCCCGUGGUAAUCACGGUCCAGGGAUGCCCGUGAUCAUCAUGAUCCAGGUUUGCCUGUGGUCAAUGUGGUCAAGGGAUGCUCAUGGUCACUGUGGCCCAGGGAUGCCCGUGGUCAUCAUCAUCCAGGUUUGCUCAUGGUCAAUGUGGUCAAGGGAUGCCCGUGGUCACUGUGGCCCAGGGAUGCCUGUGGUCAUUGUGGUCAAGGGAUGCCCGUGGUCACUGUGGCCCAGGGACGCCCACGGCCACCCCACCAGCACCCUCCUCCCUUUGUUCUAAUUUAUAUCGGACCUUUUCUGGCAAGAAACGGACUUUUCUGGAGUAGAGAGAACUAUUUAAUAAAACCUCAGCUGAGCCCUCUCCC